Messenger RNA from Helianthus annuus (common sunflower), 1035 nucleotides. RefSeq lists its product as uncharacterized. The transcript has a single exon. NCBI's taxonomy places the organism in Eukaryota, Viridiplantae, Streptophyta, Magnoliopsida, Asterales, Asteraceae. The record is from RefSeq and is a predicted model, not a curated record. Bases 1 to 1035 code for a protein of 344 amino acids.
AUGGAUUUAGAUCAAGCAGAGAUGCAAAAUGUAGGCUUCUUUGGUCUAUACAAAGAAUCUAUCAAAACCAUAUUCUCAUGGAAGAAAAUAUUUGCUCAAAUCACCCUAACUUUCAUCCUACCACUCUCCUUCAUCUUCUUGGCUCACAUCGUCAUCGCUGACAUACUUGAUUGGCGUUUUAGUGGCUAUAGAAGUAAUGAAUAUCGCUAUUACUAUCAUCAUCGUGAAACAUCUUUAUGGAUUCGUUAUUGGAUCUUAAAAUUUGUCUACUUAACCUUCCUCUUCCUAUUCUCUCUCCUCUCCACUGCUGCCAUCGUUUACACCAUAGCCACGGUGUACACGGGUAGUGAUGUGGCAUUCAAGAAAGUAUUGAAAAUUGUGCCUAGGGUUUGGAAACGACUUGCUUUGACUUUCUUGUGGACUUACUUGGGCUUUUUUGUCUAUAACGUGGUGGCAGGAGUGGCAACUGGCAUUUAUGCAACCACCAUAUCAGACACCACGUUUGGUUAUGUCAUGUUUUGGGUGUUGUUUAUACUAUAUUGCAUCGGAUUUAUAUAUAUAACAGCGAUUUGGCAGUUGGCCAGUGUGGUUACUGUUUUGGAAAGCUCAUAUGGAUUAAAAGCAAUGAUGAAAGGCAAUCAACUUAUUAAAGGGAAGAAGUUGUUAUCGUGGUUCGUAUUCUUCGUGUUAUAUUGUGUUUUUGCAGGUAUAUUGAUCUUAUUCUACAUAUUUAUGUGGAACUUCACGUUUUUUAGCUUAAUCAUAGGACUCCUAUGUCUUUUCCUACUCAUGAACUUGUUUCUGAUCGGUUAUGUGGCACAAACGAUGCUUUACCUUGUUUGCAAGUCACAUCAUCGUGAGCCCAUUGAUAAGGUCGGAUUAUCAACUCAACUAGGAGGUUAUCUCGGCCAAUUUGAGCCCGUAUUCAAGACAAACAAAGAUAUUGAGCUAGGGCAAGCUCAUCCUCAAACGCCUCCUCAUCCUCAAACGCCUCCUCAUCCUCAAACUCAAACUCAACCUCAAGUUCAAGUUUAA